This is a messenger RNA of Quercus robur (English oak), 880 nucleotides long. RefSeq lists its product as uncharacterized. Gene Ontology annotation, cellular component: dynein complex. Gene Ontology annotation, molecular function: dynein light intermediate chain binding; dynein intermediate chain binding. The transcript has 2 exons. The record is from RefSeq and is a predicted model, not a curated record. Lineage: Eukaryota; Viridiplantae; Streptophyta; Magnoliopsida; Fagales; Fagaceae. Bases 138 to 593 code for a protein of 151 amino acids. Gene Ontology annotation, biological process: microtubule-based process.
UAAACUUAAUUGUUGGUCAAAGUUCAAAGUUCACACCCUCUCACCAACUCUCUCCGUGUGUUCCAAGUUCAAAGCCUCUCUCUCUCUCUCUCUCAAACUAGGUCUAUUUCUCUUCAACAUAUCUCUCUCUUUUUCUGAUGGAUAUCCCACAAAAAUUAAAUGACAAGCCAGCAAUACAAGAGCUUUCUCAACUGAGUCUUGGACCAACAAUUACUACCCAUGAUAGUUUUAGGUUAGCUCCAACAGAGCAAGUGAAAUUAGCUGCCACUGCUAUCAGCCUCAACAUACGGUUGAGAUCAUCUGACAUGCCCCUCCACAUGCAAGAACGUGCCUUGAACUACACCAGAUCACUCCUUGACGAUUCAGAUUCAGCCCCAAAAUCACUCCCUAAGUUUAACCCCACCCACCUAGCUCGAGCUCUCAAAAAGGAGUUUGACACUUUGUACGGACCGGCGUGGCACUGUGUGGUGGGGACGAGUUUCGGGUCAUUCGUGACUCACUCACCGGGCGGCUUCGUCUACUUCUCCAUUGACUCGCUUUCAGUUCUGCUUUUCAAGACAGAGGUUCUGUUAGUCAAGGAACCAGGCGCAUAAACUUUAGUAUAUUGCUAUUUUCCCACAAAGCAAAGAGGAAAUCAGAGUACGAGACCUGUCCAAUUAUAAUUUCCCUGUGCCAUCUAAAUUCUCCAUCAAAUUUGUUCUGGUCUUUAUUUUUUUCAACUUUUUAAUUUUUUUUUUUUUAAUUUUUAUGUCCUGAUUGGAAAAUGCAACCACUCCUGAAUGGAUCAAGGGAAGAGCCAUGGUUGGAGAGAAAAAUCCUUGUAUUCAUGAUUAUAUGAUAUUCAAUGAAAAAAAAAAGAGGUUAAAAUGUGUCCUGUUAA